This is a messenger RNA of Dryobates pubescens (Downy woodpecker), 765 nucleotides long. It is a transcript of the gene TSLIG1, whose product is annotated as zinc finger and BTB domain containing 8 opposite strand. Gene Ontology annotation, cellular component: tRNA-splicing ligase complex. The transcript is spliced from 8 exons. The record is from RefSeq and is a predicted model, not a curated record. Gene Ontology annotation, biological process: tRNA splicing, via endonucleolytic cleavage and ligation. NCBI's taxonomy places the organism in Eukaryota, Metazoa, Chordata, Aves, Piciformes, Picidae. The coding region runs from base 63 to 557 and encodes 164 amino acids.
GCUCUCGAGCAGCAGGAAGUGAGGCGGCGCAGCUCGCAGCUCGCAGCUCCAGCCCGGCAGCCAUGGCAGCCGACGAGAGGGAUUACAACCUGACGGAGGAGCAGAAGGCCAUCAAAGCCAAAUACCCCCCGCUCAAUAAGAAGUACGAAUAUUUGGAUCACACAGCAGAUGUGCAGCUACAUGCCUGGGGAGACACUUUGGAGGAAGCAUUUGAGCAGUGUGUGAUGGCCAUGUUUGGCUACAUGACUGACACAGAGACUGUGGAACCUGUGGAUACAGUAGAGGUAGAGGCAGAAGGACAUGACAUGUUGUCCCUUCUCUUCCACCUCUUGGAUGAAUGGCUGUAUAAGUUCAGUGCUAAUGAGUUCUUUAUACCCAGGGAGGUGAAAGUGCUUCACAUUGACCGAAUGCAGUUCAAAGUCAGAUCCAUUGGGUGGGGAGAAGAGUUCUCUUUAUCCAAACACCCUCAGGGCACAGAGGUCAAAGCCAUAACUUACUCAGCAAUGCAGAUCUGUGAGGAUGAAAAGCCAGAAGUCUUUGUCAUCAUUGAUAUCUAAAGCAAGAAAAGCAUGGUGGAGAGGACACUUGUCAGUGGUUUUCCCUGGAAAACUGUAAUCCCUGUGGAAGUAACUGAAGAAAUUGGCCAGCUGAGAUGAUAAAUGGAAGGGAGGGAUGGGUGGGAGUGUCAGCUUGUGCUUUGACUUGAGGAUGAGGAGACACAGAAAUCCCUGCAUGCCAGGAGGAAAAACAAAACAAGUUGGGUUU